Lathyrus sativus (Indian pea) is the source of this 342-nucleotide messenger RNA. The record is from the annotation of a GenBank genome assembly. Lineage: Eukaryota; Viridiplantae; Streptophyta; Magnoliopsida; Fabales; Fabaceae.
AUGCGCAUUGUCCAUAAGAAGAAGGGUAAGAAGGGCCUAUUUGCGAUCAAGAUUGACUUGUCCAAAUCUUACGACAAAGUCAGCUGGGAGUGCAUUUGGCAAGUCCUUAAGGAAGCUAAUAUGCCUGAUGAGUUACUCAAGCUUAUUAUGCAUACGGUUACGAGUACGGAAUUAAAUGUGAAUUCUCAUAUUAUUGAGCAUGAGGUCACCAAGAGGAGUUGUAAAGCCAUAAAUAUGGGAGUGAACGGUCCCAAAAUCUCUCACUUAAUGUUCGCCGAUGACUUACUUUUGUUUGGGGAAGCUACGGAAGAUCAAAUGAAUUGUGUGAUGACUUCCCUCUAG